AUGAGACUGCUCCUCCAUGGGUCCUUAUCCACAGAGCUACAGACCAGGGUCCUUAUUCACAGAGCUACAGUACAGACCAGGGUCCUUAUCCACAGAGCUACAGACCAGGGUCCUUAUUCACAGAGCUACAGACCAGGGUCCUUAUCCACAGAGCUACAGUACAGACCAGGGUCCUUAUUCACAGAGCUACAGACCAGGGUCCUUAUCCACAGAGCUACAGUACAGACCAGGGUCCUUAUUCACAGAGCUACAGACCAGGGUCCUUAUUCACAGAGCUACAGACCAGGGUCCUUAUCCACAGAGCUACAGACCAGGGUCCUUAUCCACAGAGCUACAGUACAGACCAGGGUCCUUAUUCACAGAGCUACAGAACAGGGUCCUUAUUCACAGAGCUACAGACCAGGGUCCUUAUCCACAGAGCUACAGUACAGACCAGGGUCCUUAUUCACAGAGCUACAGACCAGGGUCCUUAUCCACAGAGCUACAGUACAGACCAGGGUCCUUAUUCACAGAACUACAGACCAGGGUCCUUAUCCACAGAGCUACAGACCAGGGUCCUUAUCCACAGAGCUACAGACCAGGGUCCUUAUCCACAGAGCUACAGACCAGGGUCCUUAUUCACAGAGCUACAGUACAGACCAGGGUCCUUAUUCACAGAGCUACAGUACAGACCAGGGUCCUUAUUCACAGAGCUACAGACCAGGGUCCUUAUUCACAGAGCUACAGACCAGGGUCCUUAUUCACAGAGCUACAGACCAGGGUCCUUAUCCACAGAGCUACAGACCAGGGUCCUUAUUCACAGAGCUACAGACCAGGGUCCUUAUUCACAGAGCUACAGACCAGGGUCCUUAUUCACAGAGCUACAGACCAGGGUCCUUAUCCACAGAGCUACAGUACAGACCAGGGUCCUUAUUCACAGAGCUACAGACCAGGGUCCUUAUCCACAGAGCUACAGACCAGGGUCCUUAUUCACAGAGAGAGUGAUGGAGUGCUGCAUCAGAUGACCUGGCCUUCACAAUCACCGGGCUUCAACCCAAUUGAGAUGGUUUGGGAUGAGUUGGACCGCAGAGUGAAGGAAAAGCAGCCAACAAGUGCUCAGCAUAUGUGGGAACUCCUUCAAGACUGUUGGAAAAGCAUUCCAGGUGAAGCUGGUUGAGAGAAUGUCAAGAGUGUUGCAAAGCUGUCAUCAAGGCAAAGGGUGGCUACUUUGAAGAAUCUCGAAUACAUUUUGAUUUGUGUAACACUUUUUUUUUUGCUACGACUUGAUUCCAUAUGUGUUAUUUCAUAAUAAUAAAUAGUAAAAAUAAAGAAAAACCCUUGAAUGAG
This is a messenger RNA of Oncorhynchus keta (chum salmon), 1326 nucleotides long. RefSeq lists its product as uncharacterized. The coding region runs from base 1 to 984 and encodes 327 amino acids. NCBI's taxonomy places the organism in Eukaryota, Metazoa, Chordata, Actinopteri, Salmoniformes, Salmonidae. The transcript is spliced from 3 exons. The record is from RefSeq and is a predicted model, not a curated record.